UAAAUGCGGAAGGGAUGAAUUUUGCAACAUGGGAUACGAAUGUUUAAAAGCAUGAGGUAGCUAAGGUUACGAGAAGCUGUUGCUGAGGAAGGAAGCUGCACUUGGCUUGUUAUGAUGGACGAUAAUUUUCUUCAAAAAUAAAACACGAUGAAAAGUAAUAUUCGUUCUUUCCAACCUCAUCCUGUAAGGCAGUCGAAGUGAUCACUCUCGGCAUGCACAACAAAACAUUGUUUUGGUAUCUUUAAUUUAUGUGUUCAGUGGGCUAAAUAAAGAUUUAUAUUUUGUUGCAAGACUGUACCAAAAAUCUCUGUACGUGAAAAUAAACCAAUUUAAUGUGGCUUGGUCCCAGGCUCUUCCCUUGCACUGUGCCUUCUUCAUGAGAUGGUAGAAAAUGCCACCACUCAUUACAGUGCACUUGGCUUGUGCGCCUAGGAUAAAUUCAGAAGCAAGAGUGCCAGCCCGACCUCUCCCCCAGCAUGAAGAGGUGCAAAUCGGAUGAGCUGCAGCAGCCAGACGAGGACUCUGCUGGGACUGAAGAUGCCCCCAUCCUGUCAACCAUGGAGGCCAAGCCUGGGGAUUUUGCUGCUACCCACUCGGAUUUGGGCACCUAUAAUCCAAAUCCAGCACCCCAUCCUGCUACUCGGAGUAAACCUCCUGAUUUAAAGAAGAUACAGCAGAUGUCCGAAGGGUCUAUGUUUGGCCAUGGACUCAAGCACCUUUUCCAUAGCCGUAGACGAUCCCGAGAACGGGAGCACCAGAACCCCCAGGAGUCAUCCCAGCAGCAGCACCAUGGCAUGUCUGACCAUGACUCCCCAGAUGAAAAAGAACGCUCUCCUGAGAUGCACCGGGUUUCUUAUGCCAUGUCUCUCCACGAUCUCCCAGCCCGACCCACUGCCUUCAACAGGGUGUUGCAGCAGAUCCGCUCCCGCCCUUCCAUCAAGAGAGGGACCAGUUUGCACAGUGGCAGUCGCCGAGCUAAGAGCGGUUCCUUGGAACCCCAGAAAAGCAGCCCACAUCUUGGCCGCAAGGCUCCCCAGGAUAGCAGCCUGACAGCAAUACUGCAUCAGCACCAAGGUCGCCCAAGAUCUUCAUCUACCACAGACACGGCCAUCCUCAUUGCUGAAAGUGGGACUGUCUAUCUCCUCACAGAAGAGUCAGAAUGCCUCAGUGACAAGUUGGACAAAGGGGAUGUGAGCCAACUCAGCCUGCCUUCAAAUACAAGCCAUGGCGAUGCUGAUGGCAACAUAUGCCUUGAUGUUCCAGAUGGCAAUCCAGACCCACAGAGGACUAAGGCUGCCAUUGACCACCUGCACCAGAAGAUCCUUAAGAUUACAGAGCAGAUCAAGAUUGAGCAGGAAGCCCGAGAUGACAAUGUGGCUGAGUACCUGAAACUAGCUAACAAUGCUGAUAAGCAACAGGCUUCUCGUAUCAAACAGGUCUUUGAGAAGAAGAACCAGAAGUCGGCACAGACCAUUGCCCAGUUGCAUAAGAAACUUGAGCAUUAUCACAGGAAGCUCAAGGAGAUUGAACAAAAUGGGCCCUCACGCCAGCCCAAAGAUGUAUUCCGGGACAUGCACCAGGGCCUCAAGGAUGUUGGGGCCAAUGUCCGUUCUAGCAUCAGUGGCUUUGGAGGUGGUGUGGUGGAAGGUGUCAAAGGCGGACUGUCAGGCCUUUCUCAAGCCACACACACAGCUGUGGUGUCCAAGCCCCGUGAGUUUGCCAGCUUGAUCCGCAACAAAUUUGGUAGUGCUGACAACAUUGCCCACCUAAAGGACACUCUGGAUGAUGGGCACCCUGAAGAGGCUUCACGAACUCUGAGUGGCAGUGCCACUCUGGUGUCAAGCCCCAAGUAUGGCAGUGAUGAUGAAUGCUCCAGCGCCACCUCUGGCUCAGCAGCAGGCAGCAACUCUGGCGCAGGCCCUGGUGGCUUGGGCAGUCCCAAGUCUAACACCUUGGACAGUCACCACUAUAAUUUUGAGACCAUCAUAGAAGAACUGCGAGAUAUAAAGGACAUUCAGUCACACCUCGAAGACUCCAUGGAAGACCUCAAGGCUCAGCUGCAACGAGAUUAUACUUACAUGACUCAGUGCUUGCAGGAGGAGCGUUACAGGUAUGAGCGCCUGGAAGAGCAGCUGAAUGACCUGACAGAGCUUCAUCAGAAUGAGAUGACCAAUCUGAAGCAAGAGUUGGCCAGUAUGGAGGAGAAGGUGGCUUACCAGUCCUAUGAGAGGGCCAGAGACAUUCAGGAGGCUGUGGAGUCCUGCCUGACCCGUGUCACCAAGCUGGAGCUUCAGCAACAACAACAGCAGGUGGUGCAGCUAGAAGGAGUGGAAAAUGCCAAUGCCCGGGCCCUGCUGGGCAAGUUCAUCAAUGUCAUCUUGGCCUUGAUGGCCGUCCUGCUGGUCUUUGUCUCCACGAUUGCCAAUUUUAUCACACCCUUGAUGAAGACCCGCAUGCGUCUCCUGAGCACAGCCCUACUUGUGCUUUUCCUCUUCUUUCUCUGGAAGCACUGGGACUCCAUCACCUACCUUCUGGAACAUGUGUUGCUCCCUAGCUGAUUCUAUUGGCAUCCACAAACCGGAGUUGCAGGGUGUCUGCUUUUCUUUUUCUUUUUCUUGUGGAGAUGGAGUGAAAAUGAGGAGACUUCCAAGUCAACUCUGUGUGUGCAUUCGUGCGCGUCCAUUUGGAGUAUGUAUUUCUCAUCUGCUUCCCCUGCACAUCCAUUUUUAUUCAUGCCCUAUUUCAUCUCAGCAGUAGGGAGAGUUGUUGCAUUGGGGCUUCUGAAGGGCCAAAUACGUUACCCUCUUGGGAUGUCCUUGCACGGGAUAGCAGGGAAGGCAAAAGAAGCCUGCAAAAAGCUCCAUUUGUGACACUUUGCUCGUUCUUUAAAGUGGAAAAAGCAGUAGUGAUGGGAAGGUGUGUCUGCAGACCGGAGUGACUUUAAAAAAAGAAGAAGGCAGUUGUUUGGUUGAUUUUUCUGCCUGAGAAGGGUGGUAGUAACCUCAUUCCUAGGCACAAUGCUAAGAUAGGAACAAAAUAAUUCAGACACUGAAGGUGAACUUCUCCUUUUUUUGGUAAACUCCUGCCCCUUAGGAACAUACACAGAGUUCAAGGAGUAGAAUGUACAUAUCACACCAGCUUAUCCAGGUCAAAUGGAUACUUACUUUCCAUUCCUUCAGAACCGGUGACACCAGCAAAGUAACUGGGCAUCUUCUUAUAAUUGGUUUGUCAACAUCGCUGGUUGCUUUACCAGUUCAGAUAUGAGAAAUGGAGACAGGAUCCAUGAAGAAAAUAUCUGCUGUUCUGGUGCAAGCUCAGCAUGUUUUGGUUGGAUUUGUUUUCUUUCUCUCUCUUUUUGCUUUUGUUUGAUAUCUUCAGGGACUUGUGAGAAAUUCCAACAUUGCAUCUGCGAAUUUUACAAUCUUGUGUGCAUGUGUACACAUACACACGUGUAUGUGUGUUUGUGUGUGUGUGUGUGUGUGUGUGUGUAUUAUUUAUUGAUUUCAAAAAUUUGUUUCUUUGUUAUGAAUCAAAUAUUGGUUAAAAAUUCAGCUGCCUUCACAUCUCCUGUGUCCCUAGAAAAAAACAGAAUAUGAAGAGGGCUCAAAUUGUAAUAAACUCCUAAGCCUGCCCAAAAUGAGAGAAUUUCCAUUUGAAUUUGGCAAUCCUUCUUCUGAUUCAGCCAGUAGAGAAUUAGACCAUUACUUUGAGAAUCUGAGAAGUAGGAUCAUGCCUUUAAUUUAAGAUUUUUUUAGCAAAUGGAAAGAAACUUACUGCCUUCAACUCUUAAGGGCCUUGAUGUAUUUCUCCAGUUUUUAUACAAAGAAAUAUAUUCAUGUUGUCCAUUGUUCCCAUUAUUUUGUUUUACAGCAAAACUGUAAGGACAUGGCACAUGUUUAAAACUUAAAAUGAAAUGCUUUAUCUGAGGAAUUAAUGUCUGGUUAUAUAUUAGCAUUCACAAAAGGUUAGAUGUUCUUACUAGUAAAAAGGGAAGGUUAACUGUAAAUUGGGCUGAAAGAUGUUGGAAGAAAUAGAACAGAAUCAUGGUUUCCAGUGCUAAUGCUUGAUCUUCAUGUGUGGCAGAGUGAAAUGAUAGUCUUGAGAUUUUAUGGAUGCUUCAGAUUCAUUGUUUUGUGUGGUCACAUUUUUUUGUGUUCAUUUUUGUUUUGCUGUUUAGUUACAAACCUUUGUGCAUCUAGAAAGCUAGCAUAACAGAGUCUUUUCUCUAAACCUUGUUAGAUUUCUACAUGCAUGCUUUCCCCCGCCAACAGCUUUUCAACUGCAUUCUUUAGUUGCAUUCUGAAACCACACAGUGUGCUACCAGCACUGCACUUUUCCAUUCUAUUGCAUGUGUAUGAAAAUCAUGAUUGUGUACAUUUUACACUGGAGGGAAUUUUGGGCAGGAAAAGAAAGAUGGCACUGUAAAUAAUGAGUAUAUGCACUUUAUGACACUUAUUAUAAAAGGCUGGAGUACACGACCCUAGCCUUGAAGAACUGCCAGCUUCCAUGAAGAUCAGGGAAAUUGUGAAGAGAAAUUUUUGAGCAGGUACGAUUCCUACCCUAACACUACAAAAGGAGAAGCGUCAUCUUCUGCAAUUCUUCCAUUGUCACAGGCUUAGUAACUAUACCCUGCUCAACAGAUCAGGUAUCUGUUUCUCUGUUCAGGCUGUCUUUCUGUAACCUACUUGUAAAUUUUCUUUUUAUUAUGCAAACCAUUUUUUUUCAAGGGUAGUGAAAACCCAGAUGCCUGCUCUUGGCUGUGAUAGCCUGCAUUUUAUUCACUUCCUUCAUUUAAAAAUGGAGAGAUAGUUCAAGCAUAAAGCAGUACCAGCAUGGAAGAUUGACCAGAGAUCUAGCAACUAGACUGUAUUGCCUUUUCUCAAGGAGGCGUCUAUGACAAAAUUCCAUCACAAGCAAAGAAACAUUCUGUAAUCUGCCUUUAAGCCCUGGAGAUGUGAAGAAUUCAAACUUUCGUUUAUGUAAUUAUUUAUUUUGUAUAUUUUCUUCCAAGUCAAGAAACCAGCAUAUCUUUUCUUUAUCUGUUACAGAAGGAGCUGGUAUUCUAGUGUAAUGUGCAUGAGUAAUUUAAUUAUGUCAGAGUGAAUGAAUGUUGGGUGAGUUGAAACAGAACUCUCAGUGACAAAAAAAACAACUAUUCCAGAACAUGAAAUAAAAGAUUUUGGCCACCA
Pogona vitticeps (central bearded dragon) is the source of this 5189-nucleotide messenger RNA. The record is from RefSeq and is a predicted model, not a curated record. NCBI's taxonomy places the organism in Eukaryota, Metazoa, Chordata, Lepidosauria, Squamata, Agamidae.